This is a messenger RNA of Asterias rubens (European starfish), 2518 nucleotides long. RefSeq lists its product as uncharacterized. The record is from RefSeq and is a predicted model, not a curated record. The coding region runs from base 471 to 2453 and encodes 660 amino acids. The transcript is spliced from 2 exons. Lineage: Eukaryota; Metazoa; Echinodermata; Asteroidea; Forcipulatida; Asteriidae.
UUCUACGCACACAGUAGUUAAAUAAUCCAAUUUCAGUACGUUCCUAUAAUAUUUUAUUAAAUUAUUUUACAUUGAAAUCAGAUGACCCAUUAUCACCCAGUAUGGCAGUUGCGACGCGUAUUAAGAAUCAAACCUUCGAUAUUACUGGCUUUGCUUGGGUUGAAUUUGGGUUGUUUUGAUAAAAAUGUUAUGGAGGGCUAUAAAUACAUUCAAAAAAAAAAAUCGUAAAUAAUUCUGGGAAAUUUAUAUAUAUGUACAACAUUGUGGCCCUGUGUUUAGAGAUUUUGGCUUUUAACAUUAUCCGAAACAGCGCCCUCUGUCGUCAAUAUUUCGGGGAUUCCCCGUUUAACGUUGCAACACCUGUUUUUACAUUUAUUUUGAGUGAAUUGGCCAUUGUUAUACUCAGUCAGUUUAUGCUGGGCUCACUUAUUUUCCGAACGCUGUAGUGUAAACAUUGGUUUCCAGUUAAAAUGACGUCUGUAAAUGGUGAUGUUUUUCGUUUAAAUAAUGACAGGCACUCGACAGUUAUUAAAGCCAAUGAAUAUUUUGAAAGUGUUGUUAGUGAGUUUUUAAGAUCAAGUUCAGAUCAAAAUGCCUCAGAGAAAGCCAGAUUAGUUAAAGAAUGUUUGAGGGAAAUAAACGUCAUAUACAUAAGCAAACUUGAUACAACAGAAAGGACGGAUUGGAGUGACGAAUGCUACAGAUGUGCCUACGUGUAUCGCUUCUUUGCAGUACAUAGCUAUAUGGUCUAUCAAAGUCUGCAGCUAGCACUGGCGAAUUGGGGGCAUCUCACGGAAAUAUGGAAAUACAAGCCGCGUUUCCGUGUGUGCUCCAUCGGUGGUGGGCCUGGAUCAGACGCUGUGGGCCUGACCAAGUAUCUACGGGACACUGGACUGGUUUCAACUAACCGUUUGGAGUGCUCGAUAUUUGAUCUCCGACCUGAAUGGGAGGACACUUGGAAAAAGAUUACACAGAACAACGCCAGUGAUGAGUUUCCACCGAUGACGUAUUUCUCCUGUGACAUGACUCGUAGUUCUAACGGUCUGAGCAUGAACGAGCUGGAUAAAAUUAGGUCGGCUGACAUUGUCUCCUUUGUCAAAUUUUUCUCCACUGUGGCUAAUUCUAUCCGCAAAAACAAUGACUGUGGCAACUUACUGCGUACAAUUUUCCGGGAACUUAAACCAGGCGCUCUGGUGCUUUAUAUUGACAAUGCUUAUAAGAAUGAAGAUGGAGAGUUUAAGGAAAUUGCUUCCUUCAAAGGAGUUCAAGAAACGCUGUACAGAAGCAUUCGUUGGUUCAGUAUGCCCGUGGCGAAUCGCUCAGAUAUAUUGACUACAUUUGACCGAGUGACUGGAAAAAAUCCCAACAAUGUAUUCACAGUGUCUGUCAUGCUCCUCAGAAAACCAUCCGAAGAAAAAACACUGUCCAUAUCUACAUUUACAUAUCCCAUUGUCCACACUGAAGCUGAUAACGCACUACCAGAAGCGGAGCCUAACCACACUGAAGCUGAUAACGCACUACCAGAAGCGGAGCCUAACCACACAGAAGCUGAUAACGCACUACCACAAGCUGAGCCUAUCCACACCGAAGCUGAUAACACACUACCAGAAGCUAAGCCUAUCCACACUGAAGCUGAUAAAGCACUACUAGAUGCUGAGCCUAUCCACACUGAAGCUCCUCUACCAGCAGCUGAGGUUAUCCACACUGAAGCUACUAAUGCACUACCAGAAGCGGAGAAUAACCACACUGAAGCUGAUAACGCACUACCACAAGCUGAGCCUAUGCACACAGAAGCUGAUAACGCACUACCAGAAGCUGAGCCUAUGCACACCGAAGCUGACGAAGCACUACUAGAAGCUGAGCCUACCCACACCGAAGCUCCACUACCAGCAGCUGAGCCUAUCCACAAUGAAGCUACGAACGCACUACCAGAAGUUGAGCCGACCCACACUGAAGCUGAUAACACACUACCAGAAGCUAAGCCUAUCCACACUGAAGCUGAUAACGCACUACCAGAAGCUGAGCCUAUCCACACUGAAGCUGAUAAAGCACUACCAGAAGCUGAGCCUAUGCACACCGAAGCUGACGAAGCACUACUAGAAGCUGAGCCUAUCCACACUGAAGCUCCUCUACCAGCAGCUGAGCCUAUCCACACUGAAGCUACUAACGCACUACCAGAAGUGGAGUCUAUCCACACUGAAGCUGUUAACUCACUACCAGAAGCUGAGCCUAUGCACACUGAAGCUGAUAACGCACUACCAGAAGCUGAGCCUUUUCCUUCAAAAAGGAGCAUCAGUCCACUUGUCACUACAUCUGAAGCGGAAUCUGUUCCUUCAAUGUCAACUCACAUCAAACCAGACGUCCAGCCCCAUGACACAGAUGAAGCGACAACGCCGCCGAAACUCCAAGUCAGACGCAAACCCCAAAGCAGAUGUCGCUAUGCUCCUUAUUGAAGUCACUGAUGUAAGACAAACAAAAGGAGCAGGAGAUUAAAGGAACACGUUGCCUUGGAUCGGCC